This is a messenger RNA of Frieseomelitta varia, 907 nucleotides long. RefSeq lists its product as uncharacterized. The transcript has 2 exons. Bases 1 to 375 code for a protein of 124 amino acids. The record is from RefSeq and is a predicted model, not a curated record. Lineage: Eukaryota; Metazoa; Arthropoda; Insecta; Hymenoptera; Apidae.
AUGGUUGGUACGCAACUAAAGGCUGGGAACUGGGAACGCUUGCCUCGCGGUCGAUCGUCUCUUCCCGGUGAUGCCUGUUUUCUAUGCCGGUAUAUUGCUGGCGACAAAGCAAACAAUUUAGGGGUUGCUUACGUGCAUAAAAAGCAUGGAGCUCCGAUUGAUACUUGCACGGAAAUGAGGCAGCAAAUGAGGAUCUCUCGAGUUGUCGGAUGUAAGAGCACGUACCAGUUCACGUGUACGGGAGCAUGUAUUACGAAAACAGCAACGAGCACAGAGGCGUGUGAAUCACGUGGACGGCGAGAGAGGUUCAUUGGAUGUAUGGUGCACCGUAUACAUAAAUUCUGCAUAAGUUUACACUUUUGUGAAGCUGGGUAGAAGGGGGAUUCGCGAAGCGACCGAAUAUCUCGAAACAACUCGAAAGACAUUACGGGGAAAGGCUCGCGGUCUUUAACCCAUUUUUCCAGGGUCGCCUUCUUGGUGGAAUCAGUAGGUGUAGUACGUUCCACUUGAACAUCCAAAAUAGUAAACGUCGUUCAACAAUAAUAAAUUUCUAUUAAAUUUUCCAUCGGAUCUUAUCGUUGCGAUCUAUUUGAUUUAUUACGACGUGACAUCUCUUUUCUUUUUCUUUAUUACGUGAGUUCCACCGUAAUAAUCGAGUAAUGGAUUUUUGUAGCUUUAAUCAGUGACAAGAAAAAAAUGUAGAUACGCUUUUUUCUAGGAAAUAGUGCCACAGGGAAGAUAAAAAAGCAGAGAACAUGUCUCGCAAAGAUUGUAAAUAUCUUCGAUUGGAUAGUUCUUAAACGACAUUUCACUAGACGAUGCAGAUAAUAGGCUUGUUAAGAGAUUCGAUAUAAAUGUAUCGUAUCUGCCGAUCUACGUUCAUAUGAUUUAUGUGUAAACAGUUAAU